Chelmon rostratus (copperband butterflyfish) is the source of this 762-nucleotide messenger RNA. Its product is annotated as trypsinogen-like protein 3. The record is from RefSeq and is a predicted model, not a curated record. Lineage: Eukaryota; Metazoa; Chordata; Actinopteri; Chaetodontiformes; Chaetodontidae. The coding region runs from base 1 to 762 and encodes 253 amino acids. Gene Ontology annotation, biological process: proteolysis. Gene Ontology annotation, molecular function: serine-type endopeptidase activity. The transcript has 5 exons.
AUGAAUCUUCUCCUUCUGGUGGUUGCUUUAGGACUUGCAGGAGCGGCUCCCCUGGAGGACUACAGGGUGUGCCAGCCUCACUCCAGACCCUGGCAGGUCUAUUUGCAUGGUGGAGGAGGGUCCUGCAGUGGAGCUCUCAUUGACAAAUGGUGGAUAGUAACCUCCUUCGACUGUGCACCCACAUCCGACCGCACCAUUGCAUCUCUUGGGGAACAUGACGUUACCGUGGAGGAGGGCACAGAGCAGCACAUCCACGUUGCCGAUGUAAUCCGUCACAGUCCAUACCGCUCACCCCUCCACAGCCUCGCCAUGGUCCGCCUGGCUUCGCCUGCCCGCUUCACCAAGUACAUCCAGCCCAUCCCUCUGCCCAGUCGCUGCCCGAAGCCCGGAGAGACCUGCUAUGUCAGCGGCUGGGGAUCCACCAUCCCAAAUCAAUAUGAGCCGCCUAAACACCUGAAGUGCAUAACUGUGCCUGUGGUGGAUGACCAGACUUGUAUGAACACGUUCAGCGACUUCCUGUUCUGGAGCCCGGGCAUGAUCUGCGCUGGUCAAGCAAACACAGAUAACUGCUUGAGUGACAGAGGCAGUGUGAUGGUGUGUGAUGGCAGGCUGCAAGGUGUGGACUGGUUCACAAAUGGCUGCGAGGACCCGGCCGAUCCCAGCGUCUACACCAAGCUGUGCGAGUACCGUGGCUGGAUCAGUGAUGUGAUGGACCGCUACACACCCACCCUGUCAACUGAAAUUCCAAAGGUGACAAAAUGA